AUUAGCAUUCGAAUUUCAUGUGUUUCAAUUAAAAACUAAAUUUAUCUAACUUUCACAAGUUCUUAUGGACGAGUUCUUCACGAUGUUUCGAAAAGUGGUUGAAAUGGAAUCAGGCUCCAAAAUUAUUCAUCACAAAAACAAUGACGAUGAACUCAUUUUUUGAAUGUCUGAAAAUUACUAACUCUGAAAGAAAUUCGAAGGCCCCGAUGUUGGACAGAGUUGAAGAUCAGGGCAUGUGUACGGUGUACAAAUAUUGUGGAAAAUUUUUUAGCCAAGAAAACAAUGAGUUUGACCAAAGAAGAUAUGCUCGAGAAAUAUGUAGCAAUUCAGUAUAUUCGUCACCUUGGACGAACAGCAUCGUCCGACGAUGUCUGAAGAUAAGUGAAGAAGAUUUAAAGCCGAUAAAAUUAAUGCUGAUAAUAAUUCUACUAAUGGUGCUUCCAACGAUGUCUUCUCCUGAAGAACUUCCCCCUUUGGAAGAAGCAAAAGUUUUGCACGUGGAAGGCGUCAGCGGCAGCACUGCAGAGCUGCCAUGUCCACUGAACCCACACACUCCCGGCGACCGCCCUAAGCUGGUGCUGUGGUACCGACGAGGAGACUCCAAACCAAUCAGCAGUUAUGAUGGCCGGGCUCCACGCCUGCCAUCAAACCAUGCCCCGGACCGGGCGCCUGGACCGCGGCUGACAGUGUCCCGAGUAGCCGCCUCCCUGACACACCCCGCGCUGGCCGCCAGCCUCACGGGGCUGUACGAGUGUAGGGUCGACUUCUUCAAGAGUCCCACGCACGUCAGCCUCGUCAACCUCACCGUCAUCGAGCCACCGGAAAGCAUUGCUAUCGUCGACAAUCUCUCCGGCUCGUCAAGAGCUCGUCUCUCGGGCCCGUACCCGGAGGGCUCCCCUCUCACCCUUUCUUGUCUUGUCAGAGGAGGCAUUCCUCCGCCGCAAAUUCUUUGGCGUCGGGAUGGCAUCGCCACAGAAAUAGAAGCGCUGGAGACCUCAGAGCAGCAGACUGGGGUGCGUGUGGAGACUGCGAUGUGUGUGGUGACAUGGGGGGUGUGUGGUGACUGGGGCGUGUGCAUGGAGACUCUGUCGGCGAAGAGCGUCGUGGUGCAGGGCCCAGCCUCGACAGUGUCGGGUCAGAUGGCCCGUCUGCAGUGCUGGGCCCGGGGCUCGACCCCGCCUGCCACACUCGCCUGGGCCAUCAACGGCGACCCGCUGCACCCACACAGGGAGGAGAGCAGCAUCACAGAAGACGUCUCGACGAGCGAAGUCGAAGUCAAAGUUUCACCCGCAGAAAAUGACGCAAUCGUCGCCUGUAGCGCUGUCAACCCUGCCGUGGACGCUGUAAAACCACUCACCAACACCACCAGACUCGUGGUAUAUUAUCCCCCCACAGUGAGCGUAGAAUUCGGCCUGAGCAUCGAGCUGAAGCGCCUGAAGGAAGGCGAUGACGUGUACCUCAAGUGUAAAGUUUCUGCUAAUCCCCCACCAGAUAAAAUAAUCUGGUUCCAUGAGAACGGGCCAGUCCUGCCCAACCGGACCCGCGGGAUCAUCAUGUCAGGAGACUCGCUGGCGCUGCAGAAGGUGGACCGCCACAUGGCGGGCCAAUACCGCUGCUCCGCUGCCAACCAUCUCGCUAACGCCACCAGCCGACCUCUGACACUCAAAUUAGCCUAUAAGCCGGUAUGCAUGAUGCCGUCCACGACGACGUAUUUCAUCUACGAUCAGCCCAUCAACGUGACGUGCCACGUAGCCUCUCAUCCUCCAGCAACACGCAUCGACUGGUACUGGAACAGCGGUAACGACAUCAUCAGCCUCCAGCCCACGUCUUCCAUUCCAGAGACCCUGACCCGCAGACCUCCGCCCUUGUCCUCGGACUGGGACAGAUCCUGGGCCCGACUUUCUGUGAGGCCCUCGAAGCACCAGGAAGACAGACAGUUGUCCUGCUGGGCCAACAAUGCUUUGGGGCGACAAGAGAUGCCAUGCAGGUUCUUCAUAAGAGUCGCCCAAACCCCAGCCCCGGUGUCGUCAUGUCGCCUGGCGAACAUAACAGCGUCAUCUGUGAGUCUCGCGUGCGCCUUGCCGCCGCACCCUCAGCCAGGGACCACGCAGUACUUUGCGGAGCUGUUUUCCGCCAAAAAUACCAACACGCCCCUUCAGCAACCAUCGCGACCCACAACGAGCGCAAACUACAGCUACGAAGGCAGCCUGGUAGCAACUGGUAUCGGCAUCACAGCUUUCAUCUUCAUCGUUACAGUCAUUGCGAUCAUCAGAAAAGUGUCUUUUACAUCAACAAGAAAUUCCAUAAACCAUACCCUUAGUGGUUCUCCUAAGUCUCAUUUGACAAAGUCAACGGCCUCUUUGACUGGAGUAGGGGACGAAGAUGCACCCGAGACUAGAGAAACUGAUUUGGCUAACGUGGAAGACAUGGCAGGUUUUGAAAAGAAACCGACUUGUGUUGGUACAAGCAAAACCAACACUUCCUCAGAUGACGAAAGCUACAAUUUCACAAAGAUAGACGGCAAUCAAACUAGCGACAAGCUUAGUCUUUCACCUUCCGUUAGAUUUGGCACCGAAUCUGGGCGCUCCGAAUACCAACUAAUGCUUCCGAAAGGCGAGAAAAUAUUCGAUAAUCGUCUAAGUCCGGAGGGAAGGAAAGACGACGCUUAUGCCGACGUCGUCCCUACAGCAGGUGUUGCUGUCUUCCCGAGAGCCCCUGAUGCUUGGAUGGAAUUUAUCAACGAUGAACUCGCCCUCGCGUCACCUCGUGAGGUCUUGCUGGCCGAAAUGACUUCCAGAUGACAAGAAACAGAGAGCGUCGACGAGGUCACUCAUCGCCGCUCCGUGAGAUCUUAGUAAUUCUCCUCUAAGAAAGCGCUAUUCUCAAACAGAAAUAAUAAUUAUAUGUCACGUAGUACGAGAUCUGGUGCAUCCUUCCUCCUCCCACAGCACCAAUGAAUAUCAAGGGAAUGUUAGGUUUAGAAAUAUGUACUAGCCUAUAAGCAAUACAAUAC
Messenger RNA from Hyalella azteca, 3013 nucleotides. RefSeq names its product hemicentin-1. The coding region runs from base 141 to 2801 and encodes 886 amino acids. The transcript is spliced from 14 exons. Lineage: Eukaryota; Metazoa; Arthropoda; Malacostraca; Amphipoda; Hyalellidae. The record is from RefSeq and is a predicted model, not a curated record.